UUUUGACGCAUGCGCAAUUACUCAUCUGAGCCUACUCGAAGUCAAGUAACAGGGAAGCUAAUUGCUCUAUAAACAGAAACUAUUAUCUUUAUUUUCUUCUUAAGUCGUUCUUUUUAAGUCAAGAGGGCGCAUUUUGUCACAGUUCCAUUCGCGGAUAACAACUGAGCAGCAGUGAUGAGCUUUUUUGGUUUUGGUCAAAGUGCGGACGUCGAUAUAGUUCUCACUGAUGCCGAAACGAGGAAGAAAGCUGAGCAUAAAAGCGAGGACGGCAGGAAGGACAAAUAUUUUCUCUUCUACGACGGGGAAACGGUGUCGGGAAAGGUGAACGUCACGCUCAAGCACCCGGGCAAGCGGCUGGAGCACAACGGAAUCAAGAUGGAGUUUGUUGGCCAGAUAGAGCUCUACUACGACAGGGGAAACCACCACGAGUUUGUGUCUCUGGUAAAAGACUUGGCACGACCAGGGGAACUCACGCAGUCGCAGACGUUUGACUUUGAGUUUACACACGUGGAAAAGCCCUAUGAGGCUUACACUGGCCAGAACGUCAAAUUACGCUAUUUUCUGAGAGCCACAGUGAGCCGCAGACUGAGCGACAUCAGCAAAGAAUUGGACAUUGUGGUUCACACACUCAGCACUUACCCCGACAUCAAUUCCUCCAUCAAGAUGGAAGUCGGCAUUGAGGACUGUCUACACAUAGAGUUUGAGUACAAUAAAUCCAAGUAUCACCUAAAAGAUGUGAUUGUAGGCAAGAUUUACUUUUUACUCGUGCGGAUUAAAAUCAAGCAUAUGGAGAUAGACAUCAUCAAGCGAGAAACAACUGGCACCGGGCCCAACGUCUACCACGAGAACGAUACCAUAGCCAAGUAUGAAAUCAUGGACGGCGCACCAGUCAGAGGAGAGUCCAUCCCCAUCAGGCUGUUCUUAGCAGGCUACGAGAUAACGCCCACCAUGAGGGACAUUAACAAGAAGUUUUCAGUGCGCUACUACCUCAACCUGGUCCUCAUCGAUGAGGAGGAGAGACGGUAUUUCAAACAGCAGGAAAUCACCCUAUGGAGAAAAAGUGACGUUGCAAGGAAGAGCAUGUCUCAUCAAGCCAUCCUCGCCUCCCAACGCUUUGAAAGCUCGUCCAACCCUGAAAAAAUCCAGGCUAAUGAAGACGACAGCUAAAGCCCAGCCCACUUGUGGCAGAAAGUUGUGAAUAUGAAUAUCAUUUGUGUGCGUCAGGAGAGAAUGUGCCGUACCUUUUUGCUGUGCAAGUGUGUGUCAGGGGAACAAGACAAGCUCAAAUUGCUAUGUUAUUGUAUUUGUUUGUUUCGAACACAUUUAAGUGUCGAUGGGUGGAGUUUACCAAAUGGCGAAUUAUUUUACUGUGACAGGGAAUCUUCCUGGUAAAGCAAAACAUGCACCGAAUUAACUAAUGAAUUGGCAUUUGUUUUGCAAAUCUCACCCUCUUCCUGCAUGUGAUUACAAUUAGCAAAUACAUUUAGCAUUAAAGUGUGCACGUGUGCGUGCGUGUCUCGAACAUGGCCUUUAAAUCUUUCUACUUUGUGCUGCAGCUGUGGUCAACUAUAAAUCUCAAAUUUAUAAAUUAAUUGUUUAAUUGCUGUCUUGGAAACAACCUUUAUUUGCUUUGAGUUAAAGAGGAAAUUAAAUGAACCGUGUGCUUAAAUAUUUUCAUACAUCUCACCAGAAAUGACUAUUUUUUUAACAGCAUCAGAUAUGCUAAAUGCCUUACCUAGACCAGUCGUAUUGUUUGCUUCCCCCCCCCCAAAAAAAAUAAAAAAAUGUGGCAAUGAUGAGUAAAGGGGGGGAAAAAAAUAACCAAUAGUCAUCGAGGUAAUCAACAUUUAUUUUUUGGACAGAUCAAGCAAAUAUUCGCAACAUUUAUGUUGAGUGUGUUUAUUCGUGCUGUAUACUGAUGCACUGGUAAAAGUUUAGAUACAAAACCCCCAAAGUCAGUAAAUCAUCUUAAGUGUUGUUGCUUGGCUUCUGAGCCGUGUAAUUUUUAUUUGCCGUACAGGCAGUGUUCAACAUUCCUAACUGUCAUAAAGAGAAGUUAACCACGGUAUAAUAAAACUAUCCUUCCAUUUGCUAAAGCACUUGUCCUCAUUUAUAUCGCGAGUGUACUAGAGCCUAUCCCAACUCACUUAGGGCAAGAAGCGGGGUGCCCUCGGCUGGUCGCCAGCCAUUCCAAGGGUGCAUAUAUACAAACAACCAUUCACACUUAUAUAUUCACACCUAUGGACAAUUAGUCUUCCAUUAACCUAACUUGGAACACAGGAAGCCAGAGUACCCUAGAGAAAACCCACACAAGCACACGGAGAACAGGCAAACUCCACACAGAAAUGCUGGAGAUGUGAUCUAAACUUCAGAACUGAGGCAGAUGUGCUAACCACUAUUACACACACACACACACACAAAAUAAAAGUAAAACUAUUCACAACUUUGGAGACCCUUCACACAGAUUUGUGUUUUGGCCUUUAAUCCCCCUGCAAUUAGUUUUUUGUAUUUAUUUAUUUAUUUUUAUUUUUUUCCAAACUAAGCUCGCUGGCCCUGCAAGGAUGAAUUUGAAAUCCGAUUGGUUAAAGACACAGUACCAUUGCUAAUAGUUGAAAUUACAUCUGCCAGAUCCUGGAGGCCUUGGGCAGAUUAGAUUGACAUGGGGGUAAUAAAAGAUGAAAUAUGACACUGGAGAAACACUAUGAGAAUAAGAGAAUAGGGCCCUCAAACUAAUUUUUGUCACGGUCCACAUUAUAAUUCAGUUUUCCCACAGAGGGCCAUUAUGACUGUGAAACUAUAUAAAUGGUUAAUCGCCUCUUAUUAUUGCAUAUACACAACAAAUUGAUGGAUAAUCAAUUUUGAAAUUAGAAGUCAGGGAUAUUAGGUUGGUCAGUUACUGUAAAAAAAAAAAGGGAUUUGUAAAAGAUAAAUGCAUGUAAUAUUUAAACAUUUUGAAAUUUUGGUACAGAUUUUACCAAGAAUCAUGGAAGUUGAUGCAAAUGAUUUGCUUUCACGGCCACAUAAAAUGAUGUGGCGGACCAGAUCUGGCCCGCAGGCCUUCAAUUUGACACCAGUAGAAUAGACUUGACAAUAAUUUAAUAGAUUCAACUUUCAGUGAAACAUAGGUUUGAAUCUGAAUGGUUCUGUCUAUAUGUGCUCUGCAAUUGGCUGGCGACCAAUUCAGGGUGUAACCCGCCUCUCACCCAAAAUCAGCUUGGUUAGGCUACAGCUCACCCACAACGCCAGUGAGUGUAUGUACAGUUAAGUGGUACACGACAUGGAUGGAUGGACUUGCGGACGAUCCACUGCAUUAAAAACCCGGGGUGUCAGAGAACUCACUUGUAGCAUACUUGUUUUCUCUUUAUACAGACCAAAUGAUCAAUCAUGUUCAAAUAAUCUAUCAGAAAUGAACAAAAUGACUUUCAAGGUUUUCAAAGUGUGGGACAGAGUGUCUACCUUCAAGAAAUAAAACUGCGGGGGGGGGGGGGGGGGGGGCGGCGGCGGCCUCUCUGUGUUAGAAUUAAUAGGCAUUUUUCCUUUAACGUAAUUGAAGUUCGCUCAAGUCUUAAGAUUUUUUUCUCUCAAGCUACAACACCUCCCAGGGGAAGUGUUUUUCACACUUUGAAAACCAACUUGCUCCCUUGUGAAUUGCUUCAUGCUUUUUGUGUCUUCGUUCUGAUUACUUUUGAAGUUCUUCUUUUCAUUUGCACUAUGAUCUGUUUUCCUGCUCUUUGUACUUUCAUCGCAACAAACCUCUUUUGAUCGCGACCACCACCUCCAAUCAAUUAUGGACAUUGUGACACGAGUGUUAUUGACUGAGCCGACCCAGACGCUUGUUUGGGCUCUGGGUCGUACUUGUCUUUUUAUUGUUAGUCUGCUUUGUGCCUCAGGAUUGAUUGCCAAAAUAAUAUUGUGGAUGCAGUGUCAGGGUACAACUGAAAAUACACUGUUCCUUUGACUUUCUACAAGUCAUCUUUUACUUUAGGACAUAUUUUGUCAAGUUUAAAAAAAAAAAGUGUUACAUUUCAUUUACCCAUUCUGGGGUGGGGAAAAAAAGAAAGAAAAGCACACCAGUGAAUUGAAUCGUGAGCUACUUUCAUGCUGGAUUGUACAAGUGCCAUAUAUUUUUAUAUUUCACACGAGUCAUUGGAGUAAAAAGGCACAUUGUCGCAUCUUUGUCAUGCUGACGGGUUGCGUCAAAUGCUCUUUGUUAAAUACAGUGGCCGACCGCGACUAGUAGUAAUUAAUCCCCAUUAUAAUUGCAUUGGAAAAACAACAUUUUUGUUUGCUUUGUUGUUGUUUUUUUACCCGGAAAAUUCUUCAAUAAGCGGGGAUAUACCGCUAAUAAGCUUUGUCGCGAUUGGUCCUACCCCCAAAUAUAAAUAAAAUACGGGGGUCCACUGUAUGCUACAAUCUACAUUAGGUCCUUGAUGAAGUGUGUCCUUUAUUUUGCUGAUUGAUUCUCAGCCUUCACUGAAAUUAUAUAUUAAAUAUACAUCGUAGAAAACCUGGAUCAACUUUACUGUGUCUACAGUAUAUGUUUCUUUGUUUUUGUAUUCUUUCGUUGUACAUUGUAUUUUUUUGAGCCUUGGUACAGACAAAAGCCUGUCCAACGCUGUUUGUAAAAGGUUCAAUUGAAAUAGAAUAAAUAUACAGUAGAUUAUAAAUGCACAAUGUAAAUGAUGCCGCAUUGUUAAUGUUUGACAUUUUAGCCCUUUUUCUCUUAAAGAUCACUUAAAUGAUUUUGUUUCUGUUUACUUUGAAAUAAAGGACGGAAAACUUU
Messenger RNA from Phyllopteryx taeniolatus (common seadragon), 4783 nucleotides. It is a transcript of the gene vps26bl, whose product is annotated as vacuolar protein sorting 26 homolog B, like. Gene Ontology annotation, cellular component: endosome; retromer complex. Gene Ontology annotation, biological process: retrograde transport, endosome to Golgi; intracellular protein transport. The record is from RefSeq and is a predicted model, not a curated record. NCBI's taxonomy places the organism in Eukaryota, Metazoa, Chordata, Actinopteri, Syngnathiformes, Syngnathidae. The transcript is spliced from 6 exons. The coding region runs from base 175 to 1167 and encodes 330 amino acids.